Micromonas commoda is the source of this 1179-nucleotide messenger RNA. RefSeq lists its product with no specific name. NCBI's taxonomy places the organism in Eukaryota, Viridiplantae, Chlorophyta, Mamiellophyceae, Mamiellales, Mamiellaceae. The record is from RefSeq and is a predicted model, not a curated record. Gene Ontology annotation, molecular function: protein binding. The coding region runs from base 1 to 1179 and encodes 392 amino acids. The transcript has a single exon.
AUGCAGAUACUCGGCAAGUGGUGCGAGCAGUGCAUUGAGCUGCAGGGAGCUUUUGGCUUCUUUGACGUCGAUUCGAAAACAGAGGAGGGUAGGGAGAGGCUCGGGGUGGUCCUGGAUGACAAGGGACGGGUCGCGGUCCUCGAAUGGAAUGAAAAAAAAUUGGCGUCUUUGUCGCCGGCUCCUGCAGACCUCGGGCGGCUCAACGCACUGUGGGGAUUGAACCUCCGGAAUAACGAACUGACUGAGUUGCCUGAGGGUAUUUCGGGGCUCACCUCGCUGACGGAUUUGUUCCUCUCUGACAACAAGCUGACGAGCGUGCCGGCGGAGAUUGGGCAGCUCGCGUCGCUGAAAGAUUUACGCAUCACUAACAAUGAGCUGGAAGACCUACCAGGAAAGAUCAUCGGGCGGCUCACCUCGCUGACGGGGUUGAACCUCAGCGACAAUCGGCUGACGAGCGUGCCGGCGGAGAUCGGGCGGCUCACCUCGCUGACGGGGUUGGGCCUUGACGGCAACAAGCUGACGAGCGUGCCGGCGGAGAUCGGGCGGCUCACCUCGCUGACGGUGUUGCGCCUUGACGGCAAUCGGCUGACGAGCGUGCCGGCGGAGAUCGGGCGGCUCACCUCGCUCACGUAUUUGCGCCUCUCUGGCAACAAGCUGACGAGCGUGCCGGCGGAGAUCGGGCGGCUCACCUCGCUGACGGGGUUGGGCCUUGACGGCAACAAGCUGACGAGCGUGCCGGCGGAGAUCGGGCGGCUCACCUCGCUGACGGUGUUGCGCCUUGACGGCAAUCGGCUGACGAGCGUGCCGGCGGAGAUUGGGCAGCUUACGGCGCUGGAGGGGUUGUUCCUUGACGGCAACAAGCUGACGAGCGUGCCGGCGGAGAUCGGGCGGCUCACGUCGCUGCACGCGUUGUUCCUCUCUGACAACAAGCUGACGAGCGUGCCGGCGGAGAUUGGGCGGCUCACCUCGCUGAGGGAGUUUACCCUCCACAACAACAAGCUGACGAGCGUGCCGGCGGAGAUCUGGCGGCUUCGUGAACGCGGUUACGCGUAUCUUGACGAGGGCGUGACGAUUGAGGGUGAGAACUUCACCACAGAUUCGAGCUCGUCCUCGGGCUCGUCCUCGGGCUCGUCCUCGGCCUCAAGGGCCUCAUCAGAAUUUACAGACUCCGAUUAUUAG